Emiliania huxleyi CCMP1516 is the source of this 780-nucleotide messenger RNA. RefSeq lists its product as hypothetical. The coding region runs from base 1 to 780 and encodes 259 amino acids. The transcript has a single exon. Gene Ontology annotation, molecular function: nucleic acid binding; RNA-DNA hybrid ribonuclease activity. NCBI's taxonomy places the organism in Eukaryota, Haptophyta, Isochrysidales, Noelaerhabdaceae. The record is from RefSeq and is a predicted model, not a curated record.
AUGGUCGAGGCACCAGGGGUCGUUCUUCGCCCACAGCAGCAACUGACAGAGCAGGCGCAACGACGCCCGCCCGACUGGGUGGCAUACACAGACGGGUCGGAAGACCUAGGGAAAGCAGGGUGGGCCUAUGCAGUACUCAUCGGGGGCGACGCCAUCGGCGAUGAGGGCGCGUCGCUGACGAGCGAGGGCUACGGGCCAGUUGUCACUUCGGCGGCGCACCCAGCCUUCCUCGGCGCGCGUAAGCAUACCAACAACACGGCGGAACUAACCGCCCUAGCCGAGCUGCUCCGAGCUCUCCUAUCCUCGUCACAGCAACGAGCGGGCUCACGCGGAGUAGUUCGCACCGACAGCGAGUACGCGGCGGCAUGCAUGAUGGGGCGGGUGACCCCCAAAACGAACAGACAGCUGGCGGAGAACCUGCGUUCCCUCUGGCAACGCCUUCGCGCCAAACACACCGUGACGUGGAGGCAUGUGGCGGGUCACAGCGGCAACAAAUGGAACGACUACGUCGACGAGCUAGCUGCUCGCGGCAGGCAGGGUGACAGAGGCUCAAACGCUGCCGAGUGGGCGGACAACACCAUCCCGACGGACACUCCCGACGCGGGAAGCGACGCGGGGGGGGGCGACAGCAACACCGUUGGACACGGAGCAACGGGCGGCGGCCAGGACUCGGAGAGGGAAGAUGAUAGCGACGCCGACUGUGGACCUGCUACACCAAUGCGCAAUGGCUACAGCCCCAGCCAGCCCCGUCAGCCACCCCUCGCCCGCCACCGACCCUGA